Messenger RNA from Glycine soja, 722 nucleotides. RefSeq names its product protein yippee-like At4g27745. The coding region runs from base 151 to 471 and encodes 106 amino acids. The transcript has 4 exons. Lineage: Eukaryota; Viridiplantae; Streptophyta; Magnoliopsida; Fabales; Fabaceae. The record is from RefSeq and is a predicted model, not a curated record.
AAAAGUUAUAAAAAAAAAAAAAGACAAAUAUAUUAUCAUCUGAUCUCUACUUUCAACCAUUGAAGCCACACUCAGACUCUCAUGACUUUCGGGUCAUCAUUGAGCUUGCUGUAGUGAGGUGUUUAAUCUGAAAUUUGUUUGACCAAAUUCAUGGCGGAACUGAUAGGGCCUCGCUUGUACAGCUGCUCUAAUUGUAGAAACCAUGUCUCACUCCAUGAUGAUAUUAUUUCCAAGGCUUUUCAUGGAAGAAACGGCCGAGCCUUUCUGUUUUCCCAUGCAAUGAAUAUUGUCACGGGGCCAAAAGAAGACAGGCAUCUCUUGACUGGCCUCCAUACUGUUGCUGAUGUUUAUUGUGGCGAUUGCCGUGAAGUGUUGGGUUGGAAGUAUGAAAGAGCUUAUGAAGCAUCCCAGAAGUACAAGGAAGGAAAGUUCAUACUUGAAAAGUCAAAAAUUGUUAAGGAGAACUGGUAGCAUUCCUUUCUGCUCCCCAUUCUAUUCAUUCCGCUCUUCGUGUUGGUUCGUUCAUGUUUUGUGAUUGUCAUCUUGUACAGGAUGUUCUUACCUUCAACCAUUUGAAAUUUGUCAUUGUUUCUCCUACUUCAUUGUAGUUCCUCAUGUUAUGACCAGAAGUGAAAUUGUAAGAUAAACUGUUUAUUCCCUGUUAAUAACAUUGUGUAUUCAUUUUUCUGGUCUAUGAAUAUCAUGGUUAUCUAUGAAGAACA